AUGCAAGGCACUGUAGGCGGAGGCUCUGGCUUCGGAGCUGCUUUGCAUCACCAAGCCCAAGCUUACGCCCCGAAGCUAACACCUCCGUCUAUCUCCGCCCAGCAAUCUUUCAACGAUCUUCACCAACAGUCUGUCAACGUCGAGUUUUGGAUCCGCCAACGUCGAGUUUUGGAUAUAAAUAAGGCUACUUGUGAUUCCUGGUAUGCCCAGGAGGCCAUACUAUCGAACACUUGGGUGAUUAUUCUGUCAAUCAUCCCCUCAGACCUAGUCCGGACAGGGGCCCUGCUACUCACCGGCGUCAUUGUCACCUCUCAUAUCGUGCACGCUAUCCGCCCUCGAGACCUCAUGGAAGAAUUACAAAUGCAACUAUUAUGCCUGGAGGAAAAACUCAAGGCCGCCAUUGAUAGUGGCAUCAUGGCUCAAGCGGAUGUGACUUUCACUGCGCAAAUUGAGAGAAGACUCGGAAGAUACAUCGCGCAACAGUGA
Molecule: messenger RNA, 486 nt
Organism: Laccaria bicolor S238N-H82
Lineage: Eukaryota; Fungi; Basidiomycota; Agaricomycetes; Agaricales; Hydnangiaceae
Exons: 7
Coding region: 1-486 (161 amino acids)
Source: RefSeq, a predicted model, not a curated record